This is a messenger RNA of Jatropha curcas, 2897 nucleotides long. It is a transcript of the gene ABCI11, whose product is annotated as non-intrinsic ABC protein 14. Gene Ontology annotation, biological process: transmembrane transport. Lineage: Eukaryota; Viridiplantae; Streptophyta; Magnoliopsida; Malpighiales; Euphorbiaceae. Gene Ontology annotation, cellular component: chloroplast envelope; membrane. Gene Ontology annotation, molecular function: ATPase-coupled transmembrane transporter activity; ATP hydrolysis activity; ATP binding. The record is from RefSeq and is a predicted model, not a curated record.
AGAAUUUCUCCUAUCCGGGGUUAAACCUAAAGAGUGUAUAAUCUAGCUCCGAAGCCUCAUCCACGUCGGUCACCGUGGCUCAUAAUCCGGCAUCCGAAAUGGCCACCUCGACUUCGACGAUCGCUUCAGUUAUUAGUCGGAGACCACUGCUAUUGCCAGCCCAUUUGUCAACCAAAUCACGCUACAGCCUUUGCUUGAUUUUUAUUAAUAGGAAAUUGAGUUUCAACAGACUUCAUCAAUCUCCCACAAUCUCCUGCGAUUUUUCUUGCUUCGAAGUUAGGGAUGUUAGCUAUAGGCCUCCUGGAACCCAGCUCAACAUUUUAAAUGAAGUUAGUUUUUCUUUACCGGAGAAGAGUUUUGGCUUGAUUUUUGGUCAGAGUGGAAGUGGAAAAACUACUCUCUUGCAGCUUCUUGCAGGGUUAAGUGAGCCAACUUCAGGUUCCAUUUGCAUCCAAAGAUACAGGAAUGAUGGUAAUCCAUAUCAAUCUAGUGAACCGCUAUCUCCAGAAAGAGUUGGUAUUGUCUUUCAGUUUCCUGAGAGGUAUUUUGUGGCGGAUACUAUAAUUGAUGAAGUUAUAUUUGGAUGGCCAAGGAAAAAGGGCAGCCUUCAAUUGAAGGAGUAUCUUGCUCUGAAUCUUCAGAAAGCUGUUACUUGGGUUGGAUUAAAUGGGAUCCCCUUUGACAAAGAUCCUCAAUCUCUUAGUGGUGGCUACAAACGCAGGCUUGCUUUAGCAAUCCAACUAGUACAAGUUCCUGAUUUAUUGAUAUUGGACGAACCUCUCGCUGGUCUCGACUGGAAGGCUCGAGCUGAUGUCGUAAAGCUUUUAAAGCAGCUGAAGAAAGAAUUGACCUUACUCGUUGUCAGUCAUGACCUCAAAGAGUUAGCAGCUCUAGUUGAUCACUCUUGGAGGAUGGAAAUGGGUGGAUUUCUCAAGGAAGAGCUGCUUCCAGAAUAGCGGCUAUUCCUACCUAUCACCAUCCGAUGCUAUGAGGUUUGACUCUGAUGAAUCUAGUGGCUAGGUGCUUUUACUCUCCAAAAACUGCACUUAGUUGGAAGAAAAGGUCCAUGGAAGAGAAUUAAAAUGGAGAUAUCUCUAGGUAAUAUAUCCUGAAUUCUCAAAAUUGUUAAUGAUGGGAUUACUGGAUGUGAAGUCAAUCUCAUGUCAUAAAUCCAUUUCAACCCAUCUAAUCACUAUGAUAUGUUUUGGUUUUAAAUUGGACUCAAUAAUAAUUUGUUCAGUUGGAAAAAGCAGGCUCAGUUCUGGAACAGUUUUGAGGUGGCUGAUAGCAUUAAAAAAAAAAAUUGAAAGGUGUUAAUGUAAGAGGGACCUUUUUUGACCAUAAUAAUGGAGGAGGUAGGGGCCCUGCUUCGGCAUUGCUUUACUGGUUUAACUAACUUCUAAUGGUAUAUAAUGUUAUAGAAAGGUAGGGCUAUUGAAGCUCUAUUACAAGCAUCACUCAUGAUACUUAUCAGAAAACAAAAAUUCUUGGUGUGAACUAUAGUAGCCAGUAAUCUUGGGACUGGAAAAUAGUGUUAGUAUGUGAAUGAGAAUACAACAUCUAAAACCAGACUCUAGUUUUAAGUAUCUGCAAUUUUUUGCUUCUGCUUUGUCUUCUGGAAACCUCCCCUUCCUAUUCUUGUUCCUUGGCCUUUUUUUUGGAUCUUUUAAAAUUUAGCAGCCUAAAUUUUCAAUCGUUAGUCCUUGUCAAGCUUCUGAAACAUUUGGCCAAAUGAAUCAUUGUUUACCUUUUUGGUUAAGAUUUGGGAUCAAAUGUUUUUGCUAGAUUUCUCAUACUAACUGUAGUUCUUGCUAUGUAUUCUCAUAAUAAACGAGGUUCUGCCCACCUCACAACAUUUGCUUCUGGAUCAAUUAAUUGUUCAUGGAGACAGAAUAAUUCUCUAAAAUUCAAAUAACACUUGCAAAUAGAACAAAUUAUGUUUACUGAUUAGAAAUGUUACACAACAUUUUACUGCCCACACAUAUUACACAGAAAUAAUAUGGAUACCUCAUUACUUCCAUCUUUUCGAUUUCAUUAUUACUAAAUCACCCACACAUGCAUAAGAACGUAGAUGAUAUUAUCAGACACCAUGAGCAAGCAUUUCCAUUCCUUUGCUACAGCUCCAGCACCAAGUCUACAGUCCAAUAUCAAGGGUCAGAUACAUUCAUUCAUAAAUUAAUCAUCUCAAAGCUACUGCUCGAAGAUGACAAGGUGGUCAACGUUGCAUUAUGGAAAAAAAGGAAUAAUGUCUCUUCUUUAUAAGCAGUCAAUAAUAUAAUUGCAUAUAUGGAAUAAAUUGUGGGAAGAUUAUGACUGACUUUGAUAUUUGCAGUUUAGUUAUUCUGGAAUUUAGAUCCUGCAUUCUGAUACUAGUGACAAAUAUGGCAUGGGUAUUAAAGUUUCUUUUGUGUUUUUUCUCUAAAAAAUUGUUGAUCAAUGUGUCCUCAUUAUACGAUAUCUCAAAUAUUGCCUAUAUCUAUUAUUGUAAUUUUUUUUUUCUAGUAAAUAGAUUGUAUGGAAUGGAACAGUUACAGAUGGCAUUAUGUGACAAAAUGGAAUGCUAAAAAAGUGGUUACAAUGUGUAUGGGCUAUGAUAUUAACAGUUUGAUGAAGAAAGGUAACUGGAGAUAUACUGGAAUAUCCUAUAAAAAUGACGUUUCUUUUGCAGUGUGACAAAUGUAUUAUCAAUAUAUGUUCCUUUUAGUUGUUAGUGGAUAUGUAACCAACCAACUAGUUGGUGCUAAUGCUUAGUUAUGUUAGCGUUAUUAUGCAUUGAUGGCUGCGGCAAAUCUGUUUGUCAUACUGGUUGACAUUGUACAGUCCCUUGUAUUUUUCAAAAAUGUUGUUGUACUUGGAUGUUGCAAUAAACACAUGGAUAUUAGCUGUUGGGUGAAUAA